AUGUCUCGAAUUUUCUUUCGAAUGAUGAUUUCAAGUUCUACUCUUGCGACGGUCUUCAUAAUCAAACCAUUCUUGGUUUUUGAUGAUAGUAGAACGAGCACUAACCCUGCUGUGACUGACAAUUUAUGUAUAGUUGAUACAAUAAUUAUCAUCCUAAAUUCACACAGCGAGGCAGGUCCAAUCGCCCUUGACGAAUGUCUUGAUAAUGUCUUGACCACCACAACAACCACAACAACCACAACAACCACAACACCCACAACACCCACAACACCCACAACACCCACAACACCCACAACACCACAACACCCACAACACCCACAACACCCACAACACCCACAACACCCACAACACCCACAACACCCACAACACCACAACACCCACAACACCCACAACACCCACAACACCCACAACACCCACAACACCCACAACACCCACAACACCCACAACCACAACCACAACCACCACCGCCACAACAACCACAACCACAACCACGACCCACCGCCACAACAACCACAACCACGACCCACCGCCACAACAACCACAACCACGACCCACCGCCACAACAACCACAACCACGACCCACCGCCACAACAACCACAACCACGACCCACCGCCACAACAACCACAACCACGACCCACCGCCACAACAACCACAACCACGACCCACCGCCACAACAACCACAACCACGACCCACCGCCACAACAACCACAACCACGACCCACCGCCACAACAACCACAACCACGACCCACCGCCACAACAACCACAACCACGACCCACCGCCACAACAACCACAACCACGACCCACCGCCACAACAACCACAACCACGACCCACCGCCACAACAACCACAACCACGACCCACCGCCACAACAACCACAACCACGGAAACCACGACAACCACGGAAACCAAACCACGAUAA
This is a messenger RNA of Condylostylus longicornis, 921 nucleotides long. RefSeq lists its product as uncharacterized. Bases 1 to 921 code for a protein of 306 amino acids. Lineage: Eukaryota; Metazoa; Arthropoda; Insecta; Diptera; Dolichopodidae. The transcript has 2 exons. The record is from RefSeq and is a predicted model, not a curated record.